Molecule: messenger RNA, 1527 nt
Organism: Gracilinanus agilis (Agile Gracile Mouse Opossum)
Lineage: Eukaryota; Metazoa; Chordata; Mammalia; Didelphimorphia; Didelphidae
Product: mitogen-activated protein kinase kinase kinase kinase 2-like
Exons: 12
Coding region: 1-1146 (381 amino acids)
Source: RefSeq, a predicted model, not a curated record
AUGGCCCGGCUCACCGGACGCUCAGCCGGUGCAGCAGGACUGACUCGAGAGGAGCCCAGAGGAGGAGGCAGCGGCCUGAGCAGCCAAGUUGCCCCCCGGGGCCUCGAGCUGCCCACCAGCUACGAAAAUGGCUACCUUCGGAAAAUGCUUACAGAAGGAAAGAGGGCCAAGGCACACAAGACCUCACAAUAUAUCCCCCCUGUCUACGUCAGCAGUGUAACAAACAGAAAUGUGGUCUCUGUCCUGCAGUUGAUCCCCCAACGCUGCUUCUGGCUCUACUGUGUCAACAACGUCCUUCUCUCCCUGUCAGGGAAGACCACGCACGUGUGGGCCCACGACCUGCCGGCGCUGUUCGAGCAGCGGCGGCAGCAGCAGCAGCGGGCGGCCCCCCUGUCCAUCGCCACCCAGCGGCUCCCCCAGAGGAUCAUCCCCAGGCGCUUCGCACUCUCCACCAAGAUAGCCGACACCAGGGGCUGCCUCAAGUGCCGCGUGGUUCGAAAUCCCUACACGGGGAGCACCUUCCUGCUGGCCGCCCUGCCCUCCGGCCUGCUGCUCCUGCAGUGGUACGAGCCCCUCAAGAAGUUCCUGCUCCUCAAGAACUUCGCCACUUCCCUGCCCAAUCCUCUGGGGCUCCUGGAGCCUCUGAUCCUGGAAGGGAAGGAGCUGCCUCAAGUGUGUGUGGGUGCCACAGGGUCGGCGGGGCCCGGCCUCGGCCUCCAGUUCCACAUCCUCCCUCUGGAGGCCGGACUCUCUCCUGACUUCCUCAUCCCUCCAGAGGGGGCACCUGGCACUGCCCAGCAGGUGAUCCAAGUGGACAGAGACACGGUGCUGGUGUGCUUUGAGCGCUGCGUGAGGCUGGUGAACCUCCAGGGGACCCCGACAGGCGCCCUGGCCCCUGAGCUGACCUUUGACUUCCCCAUUGAGACUGUGGUCUGCCUUCAGGACAGCGUGUUGGCUUUCUGGCAGCAUGGCAUGCAGGGGCGGAGCCUGGAGACUAACGAGCUGACUCAGGAGAUCACCGACGAGACGAGGAUAUUCCAAGUGCUCGGGGCUCACAGAGACAUCAUCCUUCAGAGCACCCCCACCGACAACCCUGGGGCUCACAGUAACCUCUACAUCCUCACUGGCCACCAGAGCAGCUACUAAGCUCUGCCAGCUGCUCUGCAGAGCCUGGGGGCUGGGGUGAGAUACCAGGCUCCUGAGACAGGUUUCGGGGUGUGUUUGCUGGGGCAGGAGACCCACCCCCACCCCAUAGACACACGUCUGCAAUAACUGGACUAGACCAAGCUGCUGUGACUUCCCCUUCCUUGUCCUGCUGUGUCAUAUCUGUCUCCCCCUCUGGGAGCUCCAUCCCCACAGAGGCUGGGGCCCUUCUCUUGGGCAGCCUUGGCUCUCCUAAGGGGUGGGCAUGGCCCCUGGGUGGGGACAGAGAAUGGCACCCACUAGAACUUCUCUGCCUGUCUGUGGCCCAGGGGAACAUAGUAUUUAACAGAGAACUAUAUUGGUAUUAAAAGUCUGCUCGUUUUA